GGAAGGCCAUGGCCAUGGAUGCUGCUAACAUGUCAGGAAGUUCUUCGAUGAUUUAUACUUGUGCAGAUAAAGUGGCAUCCAACGAUGACCUCUUACUCGAAAUCUUCCUCCGUUUACCUGUGAAAUCUCUUCUCCGAUUUAAGUCCGUCUCCAAGAACUGGCGAUCACUCAUCUCCAAUCCACUGUUUAUCCAUCUCCGGCGACGCCAACGCACUCAUCCGGGUCUGCUUCUGCACUGGCUCUCACGACCCAGAAAUCGCGCCUCCACCUCACAUGUCGAUUUCGUUGCUUUGAACAACAACAACAACAACCAUGGUGGGGGAGAUGAUGAUCAUCCAGAUCUCUCAUUCUUCCCCAAUCUUUCUGAUGUCUUUCACAUGACGUCCUGCAAUGGUCUCGUCUGCUGUGUCGUCGAUCGCGACUGUCACGUCAUCAAUCCCACCACAAGGCAAUUCUCCACCGUUCCCCAGCCGACGCACCUGUCUCGCCUUAGGAUGGAAGGAGUGAGUUUGGCCUUCGAUCCGUCGAAAUCUCUUCACUACAAAUUGGUUUGUCUCUGGAGCAAUCCGAUUCGGUCGACUGUCGAGCCACGUAUUCGAUCGGAAACCUAUUACCAGGUCGAGAUUUACUCAUCCGAGACGAGAUCGUGGAAGGUUCUAGACGUGAAUUUCACAUUACCAUAUCGACACCGUCCGGAUUUCUACAACGGGAUUUACUGGAACGACUCAAUCAUCUGGUUCUGCAGCUCCGGCGAUUCUGUCUACUUCCAAAUUGAAGAGGAGCGAAUCGGAACCAUUCCUCAACGUACCACCACCAUUCAAGAGGAAGUUUGGGGAGACAGAGCCUUCUGCUACGGCGAAUCAGGGGGGCAUUUUUACGUGGUUGAAAGGUCUCCUCCGAGUACAGGGGUGAAGAUCCAUGAACUGACGGCGGACUUUUCAGGGUGGGUGAUGAAGUAUAGCAGUGACCUUGGUCAAAUCGGGAGGGCAUUCCCUCAGAUGAUCGAGAAUCUUCCGGGAAGGGUUAAUGGGUUUAGGGUAUUGUCGAUGGUUUGGAGUGAAGAAGGUGGGGAGGAAGCGUAUCUGGUGUUGACCAUACCGGGGAAGAUCAUAAGGUUGAAUCUGGAGGACAACAGCUUUAGGGAAGUUUGUAAUGUGGAAUCAGUGAUGUGUAAGGAAGACGGAAGAAUGGCCUAUGGAUCCACUAGAUAUUUAGUCGGUACACGUUAUGCUCAUCACUAUAUUGAUUCACUUUUCAGCACCUCACCCUGACCAUGACCAUGACCGAGCAUCAUCAUCAUCAUCCUCACCCAUUUGAGAUUGCUUAUA
Messenger RNA from Impatiens glandulifera, 1328 nucleotides. Its product is annotated as F-box protein At5g07610-like. Lineage: Eukaryota; Viridiplantae; Streptophyta; Magnoliopsida; Ericales; Balsaminaceae. Gene Ontology annotation, molecular function: protein binding. Bases 9 to 1271 code for a protein of 420 amino acids. The transcript has a single exon. The record is from RefSeq and is a predicted model, not a curated record.